This is a messenger RNA of Pungitius pungitius (ninespine stickleback), 1779 nucleotides long. Its product is annotated as transcription factor Spi-B. Gene Ontology annotation, biological process: regulation of transcription by RNA polymerase II; cell differentiation. The coding region runs from base 514 to 1323 and encodes 269 amino acids. Gene Ontology annotation, cellular component: nucleus. Gene Ontology annotation, molecular function: sequence-specific DNA binding; DNA-binding transcription factor activity, RNA polymerase II-specific. The record is from RefSeq and is a predicted model, not a curated record. The transcript has 5 exons. NCBI's taxonomy places the organism in Eukaryota, Metazoa, Chordata, Actinopteri, Perciformes, Gasterosteidae.
UCCAUUUCCGCUUCACUAUUCUAUUGUUAAUUGUCAGUAACCACAGCAUUAUUCACUCUUUCUGCAAAGCCAAAAAAAGGAAGCCUCAUUACCUUCAUGCUCACUGAAUCUCUAUCUGUUGAAUGGAAUUGAUAAAACAAAACAACUAUUUUGUAAAACACUCCCACUCUAAAUAACUCUUCCGGCCAAGGGGGUUUGGCCAAAAAGUGUGCAAAGACUAUAAGAGACGUGACGUCGAAGGUGGAGCAUCACACAGGUGAGGCGUUCAUGUCUCCACCUUCUUCCACUGAACUGAGGAUACUACUUGGCUUUACCACACAGAGGAGCACACACCUCUGAAUUAACAAGAUACAAGUAUCCUCCUUGUGCCCAUUGACUCGGGUUCCGACGUCCUGUCAGAUGAGUUAACGAGAGAAGUUGUUUGACAGCUUCUUUCACUUCUCAUUUGCCCUUGUGAGUUUUGGCUUUCUUGCCUCACAAGUGUCAUUUCUCCUCCCAGAUUGUCCUUUUAGUAUGCUGGCUGAAAUGGAGAUGAUGACGCAUGUGACUGAGAUCAGACUGAACGGAGGUCGGGGGGCCUGGAGCCGGGUGGCUCCCUCCUCCUGCCCUGAGGUUGACCUGGAGGUCAUCGAGGAGUUCUUGCAGGAACACUCCUUGGAGGUCCAGCCCGCACACACACCUGCUUCACCUCCAACCUCGUUGGGGCAACAGAUGCACUCCCACCUCGGCACCAGGAUCAUAGAGAACAGCUGGUCGGGUCAGCAUCCAUACGAGUGGCACUGCGGCUCUCACACUCCGAAUGAGGAAUGUGAAGAGCAAGCCCUGCCUCCCACCUGGCAUAGCCCCCAUGACAACCAAUGGGGCCACAUUGCGUAUUCCUACGAGGCGCCUGCAUACAUUGACUCGGACUCGCUGUCCAGUAGCUCCCAGUACCAGGAAUACCAAGAUUCCCCAUCACCAGUGUCUGAUAGGGAAGGAAGGAAUGAUCGAGGCUCCCUGCCUCUUGCCCCACUAUCAGGAAAGAGGAAAGAGCGUUUGUUCCAGUUCCUAUUUGAGAUGCUCCAGACUCCAUCGAUGCGGAGCUGCAUCUGGUGGGUCCAGUCCUCUUCUGGCACCUUCCAGUUCUCCUCCCAGAACAAGGAGCGCCUGGCGCAGCUGUGGGGACGGCGGAAGGGUAAUCGCAAGACCAUGACCUACCAGAAGAUGGCCCGCGCGCUGAGGAACUACUCCCGCACCGGUGAGAUAAAGAAGGUGAAGCGGAAGCUCACCUACCGGUUCGAUGAGAAGACGCUGCGAGGCCUGCAAGGAAGCCCAAACACAUGAAUAAGCAUAUGAAUAGAAUAAGCACAAUGGGUAUUCAGAUUGUUGUUCCAUUAAAGUGCAACCCCCCCCCCCACCAGGUCUGAGCCGAACUCCGAUAAAGGGCGGUAGCUUUUUUUUUUUUCCUUGGGGAUGAGUCCCAAGCUUUUAACUCAAUGUCAACUGAUAUAACAAAGUAGAUGGGGCGUUGCGGCAGUUUCAAUUCAUGACAUUCAGAUUUAGAAACAUUUUUAAUCACAGUACAGUCUUCUAUUUUAGAUUUUAGUUUAAAAACAUCUUUAAUGUCUUCUCUUGAUUCUAAUUCUAUGGCUUGUAUAAACAAAUGAGUACUGUGUAUUUAAAAAGCCAGAAGAAGAAACACUGUAGGUCAGACUGGAUAUUAAAACUUAUGUAAAUCGAAAAGGUUAUCAUAUAAUAUCUACUUUAUAAGUAGAAGUUAAAUCAUUCUUAAAAUAAAGA